UACAAUAGGAUUGUCCCAAUUGAGUCCACUAUCUGGUAGGUACAGAUACGUUUUAAUAGGAUCAAUACGGUUGCUACGACUGACCUCAAUAUAUGAUAAGACCUGAUGGGGUCACCACGAUUACUUCACGAUUAAAAUCAAGAUUUGAAUCGUAGCGCGAAUCGUGAUAGUAGGAACAGGGAUCAACCAUAGGUGUUUUAAUAAAAAUAAUAACGGACAUGGUUGCAGCUACAACUGGAUGAUGAAUUCGCCCAAAGACUUUGAAGAAGAUUUUUUAUCCUGUUUAAUAUGCUUCGAGAAAUUUAACCAACCAAAAUCUCUGCCAUGUCUUCACACGUUUUGUCUUGAUUGCUUAAGAUCAUACAUCAAAUCGACAACGCUUUUUAAAAAUGGGACGUCAUUCAAGUGUCCCACGUGUAGAGAUUUGGCGACGGUGCCUCUUCCUAGAAGUCCAGAUUGGGCAACUCAAUUUAAAACCAAUUUUUACGUUAACAAUUUAAUGGAAGCAGCUGCGGCGACUAAUGCAACUCCACAAAAGACGUUGGUCAGUUCUGGAGACUCCAAAUCUCUAUCCAAUAAGAUAGUUCCAAUUAUGAAAACCGAACUUGCAGCACAUAAAUCGCAAUUAGAUCCUUUCCUGUUGCGGUUGGAACUGUUGAACAUAGAAAUCGAAAAGGAACAGACGACCGUGGCAAGUGAAAAAGAAAGAAUCAAGAAUUUGAUAAUGGCACACUCUGAACAACUUCAGCGAAUGGUACAACACGAAACGAGCAGGUGUUUGGGGCGACUAGAUUCGAUAUCUUUAGAAAUUGAUGGAGUUUUUCAAAGUAAAAUGGAAUCCAACCAAAGACUGCGUUCGUCUGUAGAAAGUACGUGUAGUGACAUGGACACUAUUAUUAACGGGUCAGACGCGAAUAUAUUUGAAGGCGUAGAACGAAUUUUGGGUGAAAAACAGAGACUGAUGAAUAUAUUGUCCACGUCAUUUGAGAUUCCAGUAUUUAAAAUCAACUAUGCUCCUGCUGACAUUAAGAUGUGUGAUAUACUUGGAACUACUGGUUUUGGAAGAGAGAAGCGGAUACUGAUGUUUGCUGAGGCCAAAACCCCGAAGUACACACAGAGCAUUAAUAGUUCUGUCGAUUCGACUCCACGUUUAAAUCCUGAAGAAAUUUCAAACAGCUCGCCCUAUUUCAAUCAUAAAAGCACGUUGACAUUUUUGUCUAAAUUGGAAACAAAAAUAAAAGGCGACAAAUCCAACCCAUGCCUCCGAGAUAUUGCCCUGAUACAAAGCGGAAUAAUGGUGGUUACCGAUUCGGGGAAUAACUGCAUUAAAUCAUUUUAUAAUAUCGAAGGAACAAAAUGGGCCAAUAGCCGAAUAUCCACUGAUCGUCCUCCACACGCAGUCACAGUAAUGAACAGUCAAAACAAGGUUGCUGUCACUUUACCAAAAGCUAAGCAAAUCAUUGUUUUAAAUGUAACUCCGAAUCUCGCUCUAGAAAAACAGAUAACGACAGCCAAGAAAUAUUGGGGUAUAACCAGUAUCGGUGGAGGCAUGUUUGCCGUUAGUACCUGUCCCGGUACAGAAUUUGGUGUGAUUGAUAUCGUUAACCUGCAUGGUGACCUCCUGCAAAAAAUACAUUCAGGUGGCCUGUUUCCUAAUCCUCUUUAUCUGACAUCAUUAUCAACUGGGGUCAUCAUCGUGUCAGACUGCACAGUUCAAAAAGUUGCUGGACUGCGUCAAAAUGGCGAUGUUUUGUUUGGAAAAGAUAAGCGCAAUGAUAUUUUCACCCGACCCAUGGGAGUAAAGUGCGACUCUUUUGAUGGAAUUUUGAUCGUUGAUGCAAAUCAAAACGUAUUUGCUAUGAACGGACGGGGUGUUGUUAAAAACAAGUUUUCUCUCCAUUGUAAAGACAUCAAAAAGGAAGUCAUUCGUAGCUUGGCCGUGCAUAAAAAUAUGUUAUAUGUCGCUUCAGAAGAGUCUCGCAUAUUUGCCUUCCAGCUACAGUAACUGCUCAAAGCCUGGAGGAGUUGUUUCGUUUUUAGUACAGGGGCGGAUCCAGGAUUUUCAGAAGGGGGGGGGGCGUGCUGACGGGCAAUCAUCCAAGUCACCAUCCGACUCGUUUCGGAGUAAAUUACGACGGGGAUCACUACCAUUUUUAAGUUUUUUUUAUUCUCCUUUCCCGCGAGAAUAUAUGGGGCAAAAUAUUAUUCGCCACCGCACAAAAAAUAGGGUGGUGGGGGCGUGCGCAGGUCUAUCUUUAGGCCUGAAAUGUUAUAUAAACUAUUAAUUAGACAUUUAUUAACAUGAAAAGACCAUAAUUAACUCUUGAUGCCAUCUUAAA
Messenger RNA from Patella vulgata (common limpet), 2339 nucleotides. RefSeq lists its product as uncharacterized. Lineage: Eukaryota; Metazoa; Mollusca; Gastropoda; Patellidae. Gene Ontology annotation, cellular component: nucleoplasm; chromatin. The record is from RefSeq and is a predicted model, not a curated record. Gene Ontology annotation, biological process: positive regulation of DNA-templated transcription. Bases 239 to 2005 code for a protein of 588 amino acids. Gene Ontology annotation, molecular function: ubiquitin-protein transferase activity. The transcript is spliced from 2 exons.